AUGCUGUCGGCGUGGUUUUCGUUCAGUAGUAGUCAGGCUCCCGAGCAUCUCGCCGAGUGGAACGGCCCCCACCGGCGACGCGAGGCGGGAGUCGUUUGCAAGGAUGUGCCGAAGGAAAUUUCCACUGAGAUUUGCGAGAUGUUCGAGGAUAAGAUUCGUGCGCGCAACCAAAAGGCGCGUGCUCCGAAUGCGGCGAUCGCGGCGGUGAGCGGCAGGAGCGAGGCAAAAGGGAAGGGGAAGCGCGGGCGCAUGGAGGACCUUUACGGCGAGGGUGGAAUGGCGGCAAGGUGGGCGGCCGACGAGGCGAUCGUCCUCUACCUCGCGGGAACGCGCACGUCGGAGUCUCAGUGCGAGCACCCGCUCUUCCUCAACAUGCUGCGAGCCGUCACCGCUGCCGGCCCGAACUACGUCCCCCCCACGCGGCACUACGUCGGAGGCGCCGGCCUGCAUGAGUGCAAGCAGCGGAUCGAGAAGGCGUUGUCGCCAGUGACGAAGUCGUGGAGGGAGACGGGCGUGACCAUCGCCAGCGACAUGAUGCAAGACAAGGGCGGCCGCGCCGUUCUACGGCCGAUCAUCGAGCGCAUCGGGGCAGGGCACGUCGUGGCGUUGUGCACGGAUGGCGGAAGCAACUACAAAACUGUUGGCAAGCUGUUGCAGAAGGAGUGGCCGCAUCUCGACCUCGUUCCCUGCGCCACGCAUGUGCUGGACCUGCUGAUGGAGGACAUCGGCAAGAUGGAUUGGAUGAAGCUGCACAGCGAGGAGAAAUCGAUGCAGGUGUUGCGCUCGGCAGGCACGCGCUUUGGAACGCAAUUCAUCGCAGUGUCUCGUCUGCGCGCCGUUCGCCAGCAGCUGACGGCGAUGGUGACACACAAGUAUUGGCCGGAGAAGGGGGGGAACACGCUGACGGGAGCGGAUUUCGAGGGGUGGGUGAUGGACUCGGGGUGGUGGAAGAAGGCGGAUGUCUUCCUGUCCGUGAUGGAGCUGUUAUACAACGUGAUGCGGAGGACGGAUUCAGCGGUAAAGGGGAUGAUGGGCCAGCUCUACGACAUCAUGCUGCAGCUGACGGAGGAGUUGGAUAAGCGGUUGGAUGGGAAGGAGUGCAAGCGGAGCAGGGCGGAUAAGGACAUGGUGCGGGAGCAUUUGAGGAGGCGUUGGGACGAGAGCCUGGCUUGCCCCUUCCACGUGGCAGGCCGGAUCUCGAACCUGGCCAACCAGGAGGAGGGGAUUUUUCUGCAGGAUGUGGAGUGCACCAGGGACAUGCAUGAGUGGCUGGAGCGCCAAAAGGCCUUCGUCGACACGUACUGGAAGAAGUCUCGCGGGAAGAAGUCCCGCGGCAAGAAGGGACCGGUGCGGCCACUGCAUGAGGGGGUGACGGCCUACAUCAACCGCGAUGGAGGAUUCGGCAUGCAGACCGCGAUCGAGGGGCGCGAGCAGAUUCAGUUAAGGAAGGGGAAUGUGAUGUUGUGGUGGCAGUACAAUGGAUGGGAGUACGCCGACCUGGCGCGCAUUGCGCGGCGUUCGCUGUCCCAGCCCGUUUCCGCUUCCCCGUGCGAGCGGAACUGGUCUACAUGGGAUGGCGUGCACACGGCGCGCAGGAACCGGCUCGGCAUCCAGGUGAACAGCAGCAGCACGAGAAAAACCAAAGCGCCAAGAGCAGCAAUGCCAACAAUGAAUUCGUUCGAUAAACUGCCACCAGACUGGGAGGGAGACGCUGCAGGCUCACUAGGAGGUGGAGAGGGUGUGGGCACUGGCGAUGGCGAGCGUGCAUUUAUGGAGUAG
Molecule: messenger RNA, 1779 nt
Organism: Closterium sp. Yama58-4
Lineage: Eukaryota; Viridiplantae; Streptophyta; Zygnematophyceae; Desmidiales; Closteriaceae
Source: the annotation of a GenBank genome assembly